UUUUUAGCGAUUUAAAGAUAUUUUCUUUUCAAAUCAUACUUUUCUAGAAACCUUCUAUGACUUCUGUCCUCCUUUUUUUUUGAAUUUUGUGUUUUCAGCUUUAGGAAGUUCUUGGCUGAGCACGGAUGAGGAAUCUUAGGUGAACGAAAAGUGUCAACGCAGUAACUCUCAGAAGAGUCAAGAAGUCAUCAUUUGAACUGGUUCACAAUAAAAACUUUUAAAGUGAUUGUGAAGCUAUAGGUGGAGCUCACCUACCUCCCAGAAAGACCGUUUUACCCUUUGCUCAUAUUCUCAAAUCAGCCUCCCUCGCUCGUUUUGGAAGUAGUGUGGGCAGUGGAUGAUCAACAGGGUGGCAGCACCAGAAGUAAACAUUCUGGAGACAUGAACUUUAAGCUGCAUUUUGAAUAAACUAGUAGCAUAGCCUUACCUCUGGGGUAAAGUUAGUCUUUCACCAGUAAGUGGUGGGAUUAUCGUAGCCGCUCCUAGCGCCGGAGGUUUGGCAUCUGCACCCUUAUGUGCCAGUGAGUGGGAAAUGUUCCAAUUUGGAAAAUACAAUCUGGACAUUAUAGAGAUGUUAAGUGGGCACCAGGCCCACCAGUUCAAAGGCCUUGGUUUAGACCGACAGCUACAGCAUCAGCAGCAAGUGCAACUUCACCAGCAUCAACUUCAGCAACAGCAGCAGCAGCAAGUUGAGUCUUCUGGAGCUCUUCUGUCUGGACUUGGCUUGGGCCCCCUGCAGGGGUCUAGAGGUAACGCCUUUUCUGAUUCUGCCUCCAUUUUUGCCAAGAUGAGUGCCCCUCCUCCCCCACCUUUACAACAGCAGCCUUCCUCGUCUCAGACCUCUCGUUCAAAGUCAAGCAAGAUGAGCAGCGGCAGCUCAAGCCAUUCUUCGGGCUACCCACAGUUCCUGCGCUCUUUCCACCCGCCUGAGGCAGCACUAGCACAGGAGCAGUUACACCCAAGUGUAGGCCGCUUUGAGCACUUUACUGGGGGGAGUAGCAGUAGUGGGAGUGCUGGGGGAUUAGGAGGAUUAGUGACAUCAGCACCUCCACCCCCUCCUCUACAUCCUGGCCUCUCUGUCCCCCAGGCAUCACCUGGCCCCUCUUCCUCUCCUUCCCCAUCCACCUCUGUGGCCACCUCUAAUAAUCCUUCUAGCAGUAGUGCAGUCAGCUCUUUGGGACACCAGUUGGUUGGGGCCCAGUCUGAUGCACGGAGCCUUCACCAACAAUUUAGUUGCAUGUUAGCUGCUAAUCAGUAUUUUCUUUCUGGGGUGCCUGCUAAUGCUAGUUUAGAGCAAUUCCUUGUUCAACAGGGAACCCAUAACCACUUAGGUAUCGGUUUAAGCCAAACAGGUGGGGAGCCGAGUACUAGUCUUGCUCCUCCUCCAGCUUUGCAUUCUUCUCAUUCACACGGCCACUCCACUCCUCAACCUCAGCAGGCUGCUCAGCAGCCUUCCCAGCAGCAGCAACUUCCACCCCACUCCCUUUCUCAUGCCCACUCUCAUUCUCAUCCUCACCACCCCCUCCAUCCAGGUCCCCAGGCAUCAUCACUGGGUAGCUUUGACUUCCAGGGUAUUCCUGUACUUUCAUCUAACCAGCUAGCUUCUCUGAUGCAGCAGGAAGCAGGUUUACCUCUCCCAUUGCCACUUCAUUUAUCCCUAUCUAAGGAUGAUGGUAAAGGGGAAAGCAGCGGAGGUGGAAGUAGCAACAGUACUAGCGGUAGUAGAAGGAAAAAAGCCAUGGCGGGCUAUUUGCCACAAAGGAAGUCUGAAAACACUAGUAAUACCAGUAGUGGCCACGGUCACGGUAAUCCUAGCACCAGUAGUAGUAAUGGAGGGCUUGGUCAUAGCCAACCUCCAGCUGUAAUUGGUAGUGUGGUUGGUAUGACCAAUAUGGGUGGAGACCCAUCAUCCCUUCUAGUCUCAUCAUCUUCAUCCUCAUCAGUAGUGUCUUCUUCCUCCUCCUCUGCACCCUCUUCCACUGCUGCCUCAGUACUGGUUACAAUUGAUUCUCAGCUUUCUAAAUCUGAUAACCAGAGCUCAAUGCAACCCAACGCAACAGAGUCCGAUACAGAACCCGUUUAUAGCUGUGGAGAUUGUGGCAAAAGCUUCCCUCACCUUUCAAGCCUUCGCAGGCAUAUGCGCAUGCAUGAGCCAACCGCAGCAGGUACUAGCAAUACAGCCAAUACAGCCCCAAACCCCAUUUUCAUUAAAGCACAGUCUGACCCAAGCCUUCCCCAUUCGACCCAAGAAACUCCACAACCCUCUUCAAAUUCUUGUCCCAGCCCAGACAAAAUAUUUCAUUGUCCUGAUUGUGGCAAAGCCUUUAAGAAAAAAGGGCACCUCCUGCAACAUGGUGUUUUACACUCUUCAGCUCGCCCGUAUGGCUGCUCCACCUGCUCUCGGGCUUUUAAUCGUAGGGAGUCACUGACACGCCAUGAGAAGAUUCAUGAGGAAAAGCCAUUUCGAUGUCCUGCCUGUGGUCGUGCCUUUCGCGAGAGCACCUCCCUACUCAACCAUGCUGCCUCAGGCACCUGUGGCAAGCCAGGUAGGGGACCCAAACAACGGGGCAGCAAGACAGGAACUGAUGGUGAGGACAGAGUCGGGGGAGGGAGUGGAGGAGGGGGAACUUAUCAGAGCAAUAGAGGGGUUCAUUUUGGGAAAACUGAGGAAGAAGAUGGUGUAAUCAUUGUGGGUGAAGGAGAACCUAAAUCAGGUUUAGGAUGUGAUGGUCUUUUUCAGUCUGAAAGGGGAGGGAAUUCAAAUGACAGGGACAGAACAGAUGGUAAAUACCCAACUGACUACUCUCGGAAUCGUUACACAGGCUACCAUGAUGACCACCGUUCUCAAGGUAAUCCAUCUCCAUGCUACUCUGGUGCCUCCCCUUGUGGAAGUGGGAUGGCGGGCCCAGCUCUGAGAAAGGCACCCUUGGCCCCAACACUGCAUCCUCACUCACAGAACCACAACCAGCACCAUCAUCCGCAGCAGCAGCCCCAUCUGCCCCUUUCUUCUCUACUGGAUGAUUCAGAGGAUGAUGUCACUAGCUCUGUCAAUAAUGCAAUCUCUGCUAUAACAGCAGCUAGCAACAGUGGAAAUAGAGGGGAUGAUAGGGGAGACAUCAUAGGAGGUCUGCUAGGUGGUCUUGGUUUAGGACCUUUGGGCUCACCUUCUUCCACAUCUGGGAUGGAUAAGAAUUUCAGAAGUGGUGGAAGCCAGGAGGCUUUGAACAGCAACACACAGAAUCCUACAACAAAACCAAAACGUCCUCGCAAACCAAGAGCAAAAAAAGAUCCUGCAGCUGGUGGUCAGCCCCCCAAACGCAGGCAAUGCACCCCCAGAUUGGGGCCCAGUGGGCUUCCCCGUACUCACCUUUGCAGUGUGUGUGGGAAGGGAUUUGCACGCCGUGAGACCCUUCGCAGACACGACCGCAUCCACACUGGAGAAAAGCCUCAUCACUGCGCCAUAUGUGGCAAGUAUUUUAGAGAAGCGUUUCAUCUCAGCAAGCAUCAAACAGUCCACUCCGGGGCAAAGAAUUACAAAUGCACCAUUUGUGGCAAAGAGUUUGGCUACUCCCAGAGUCUCAGGAGGCAUAACAAACUCCACCAGAAAGGGGAGCUGGUCGAGGUGCCCACAACACCAGCUCCAGAGAGCCUGAGCAGCUUUAACCCAAAUCCUCAAUGUAGCAUUACACAAGACAGGAGCCAGAACCAAGCACCAAGCACCUCCUCCUACUACCCCUACUCUCAAGACGUAAAGCCUCAAGACAACAAUCCUCCGCAACAACCCCCACCCCAAUCCCAACCACAGCCUCGACUGUACACCUGUGCUAUAUGUUGGAAGUCUUACCGUCAUCAUUUCCAACUCACUGCCCAUCACCAGAUGGUUCAUGAAGGUGGGAGUGACAAGUUUUUUUCUUGCGAGGUGUGCGGAAAGCAGUUUGCCUAUGCUAAUAGCCUCACUCGACACAGGCAAUCUCAGCAUGGGAUUACCCGUACUGAACAGUCAAACCCGCAAGAUGGCAACAGUGGGUCUGGGGAAAACAGAGGUGGGAGUGAUGUCAAUCAGUCAGCAUCUGAAAGUGAGGCUGCUACUAAUGCCCUGCUUCAGAUGGCUCCAUCCACUGACAGCCACGGAGGGCAGGGUCUUAGUGUGGUCACUCAUAGCCACCAGCAAGCACCCCCGCAACAACCAGUGGGUUACUCCCCUCUCUUUUAUGAUGCUGCAACUGCCCAAUCCUCUACACCUAAUGCCCCGUCCUACUCUCAGCCUCUACCUCCCAACUCUACAAUCAUGCCCCCACAGCAUCCACAUUCCCCGGCCGGGGUGAAAGGAGAGCACAUUUACCCAGCUGGAUCACGUAGCCGCACGCUUCACACCACAGCGCCGUUCCAGCCACUCACGGAACUGCCCUCCACCGAACAUCACCAUCUGCAUCACCACCACCAUCAUCAUCACUCCCACCAUCAUUCCCUUCAUCAGUCAGACACCCAGUCGCACCAACCCUUUGACUGUGACAUCCCGUUAUCCCACGAGGAAAUGAGACGGCACAAGAAGAAAAAAAAAAAGUCCGACAAGAAAGAAUGGAAAGAAAGUAAAUGUGCUUCCCACGAUUUAGUCAAAUUUGAUGGUGUCAAAAAGAAGAAAAAGAUAAGUUGUACAGUUCGAGGGCAGCUGGUUACAAAACAAGGCUCCCUUCGACUGACCAUUAGGCGAGGAGGAGGAUCAGGUGGUGGUGGGUAUAGGCUUGUAAACACUGGUGGAAUGAAGGUGCAGAUCCUGUCAUCUCUCCAAGUCCCCGUGAAACGUUUCGGAUGUCCCAUAUGCCCCAAUUCUGUGUUUUCCCGUAAAGCUGGACUGCUGAUCCACAUGGCGGUUAAACACCCACAGAAAGCCUUGGGCUAUCAGGAGCGAUUAAGGUGCAAUGUGUGUGGGAAGCAGUCUCAAAGGCCUUUGGCAGCCUUCAUCCAUCGGGCCUCCCAUCGUGCCAGAGGGACUUUCUCCUGCCGCCACUGCUCUGCUCGCUUUUGGAAUGCUACACUCCUUCACAGGCACAAAGUGUCCUGCCGCCGCAGGGCUAAAAGACCGCAGAGAGGAGACGCUACUAAGAUGUGGAAGCUUUCAAAGAGACCUGGAGAAAGACGGACCCACGAGAGUCCUAAGGAGAUGCCCUUCUUUCAGGGAUCUUACAGAUGCUGAUCCUGGCCUUUGAAGUGAGCGGCAUACAAGAGGGAUUCUCUGCUGUAAAACUGAAAAACGAAAGGUUAAAAAAGGGACUUGAAAAGGCACCUGCUGCCGUUAGGAAGUUUUGCCUUGUGUUUCUGUUGCAUCUACUCUGCUGACUAUUAGAAUGAGUGUGUUAACAACUACUGUAGGACAUAUAAAAUAUCGCCUGAGAUUCUUCCAGAUUAUAUUGGAAGGUGUUCAAAGGCGUUUUCAAAGACGUGACUGUUUCCAUAGAAUUAACCCUUAAGUGCAUUGACACUAUGCUUGGCUGACACUGUGCGGUUACCUAGACAAGUUUAGUUGAAAUGACCUGCUAAUGUAUCUUCCCCUCUACAACUAUAACCCCUGCUACACCUCUUGCUGUAUGAUAAAUGUCUCCGCUGUGUACUUUGUCUUGUUGAUGUUCACUUAGAGGCUCUGAGGGUUUUAGUUGUAUUAUUUUUUUGUAAAGUGCAUUUAUUAAGAGUAGGGAUAUGGGGACAAAGACCUUUUGUUGAUAGUUUGUCAAUGCAUGUUUAUUCUCUGGUCAAGUUUUUUCCUGAGGUUGUGAGAUCACUCCUACAGUACGUGAUGGUUUUAUUCAGUAUACCCCCCCAGGCGUUUGUAGUGUAAACUUGAUUUGAAAGUUGCUCUAUUAUUCCCUAGUGAUUUAAUCACGUAUAAAUUAAAUGUCAGUUUCUGGUAAUUAGCGUUACACGGAUCCCUCUCCUGCCAAAUGAAUUCUACAGAAAAGCCUUGUGUGUGAUGUUCAGUUGACCUCCUUUUGUUUGAGAUGCUCUUCGCUUUUAUACUACAAGCCUAAAACUUGGUGAACUAAUUGACUGUAACAUAUUUAUCUCAUGUUAUUCGUGGGUUCUUUUUAGCAGUACUUAUUUCUACCGUACUUCAGUGUGUUGCAGACGAGGACCUACCAUGAUAGAAAUGUAACAUUACAUGUAUUUGUGUGUAACUCAAUCAGCCUUCCGUAAACAUUUGACUUCUUGCUGAGUUGCAAUCUUGUUGUUACCGUCGAGCUUUGUUAUUUUUUCUUUCUCCUAAAGAAAAACGAGUUUAAAACGUGUCACUUAUUCACACAUAUAAUGUCCAUACUCUGUCGUUUUUAAGUUUUCUUCUAAAGAACAAUGAUAGUUUUAGAUUUCUAUCACACUAUUUACUGAAAGUCAGUAGUUGAUUAUAUUUCAGCAACGAAUAAACCAUAAGUGUAAUAA
Messenger RNA from Nothobranchius furzeri (turquoise killifish), 6429 nucleotides. RefSeq lists its product as uncharacterized. Gene Ontology annotation, molecular function: DNA-binding transcription factor activity, RNA polymerase II-specific. Gene Ontology annotation, cellular component: nucleus. Gene Ontology annotation, biological process: regulation of transcription by RNA polymerase II. NCBI's taxonomy places the organism in Eukaryota, Metazoa, Chordata, Actinopteri, Cyprinodontiformes, Nothobranchiidae. The record is from RefSeq and is a predicted model, not a curated record.